Messenger RNA from Vitis vinifera (wine grape), 656 nucleotides. RefSeq names its product auxin-responsive protein SAUR68-like. Gene Ontology annotation, biological process: response to auxin. The record is from RefSeq and is a predicted model, not a curated record. Bases 117 to 563 code for a protein of 148 amino acids. Lineage: Eukaryota; Viridiplantae; Streptophyta; Magnoliopsida; Vitales; Vitaceae. The transcript has a single exon.
CUGACCUUCCAUUCUGCAUCUCAAACAGCACAGAAAUACCCUUCUGGAAUACUAAGAUUGAAGUCUCCAUUCUUCACCUGUUCGAAGUUUUCUCUCUUAUUACUCAGUGAAUAACCAUGAUCAGUCCCAAGAAACUCAUGAAGAUGGCAAGGAAGUGGCAGAAGGUAGCUGCCAUGAAGAGGAAGAGAAUUUCUAUACCAAGAGUUGAUCUGGUUUUGGAUGCUGACUGUUGUAGUACAUCAGCAGUGGCAGAUAAGGGCCGUUUUGUUGUUUACAGCUCUGAUAGGAGACACUUUGUGAUUCCUUUGGCUUAUCUCAACAAUGAAAUCUUCACAGAGCUUUUGAAAAUGUCUGAGGAGGAGUUUGGGAUACAAAGUGAGGGCCCCAUCAUAUUGCCUUGUGAUUCAGUCUUUAUGGACUAUGCAAUCUCAUUCAUCCAACGUGGUGUAGCAAAAGAUUUGGAGAGAGCUUUGAUCAUGUCUAUAGGUUCAAGUAACUGCUCAUCCUCUGCAUACUUCCAUCAAGGACAGAGCAAUGAGCCAUUACUACUACAUGCCUUCUGAAGAAAUCAUACUUUUUUUUUUUUAUGUAAAUGAUCGACACAAGUUUAUUUUGAUAAUAUACAUAUAAUGAGAAUUUCCAAGGCAUUUUCUUCA